This is a messenger RNA of Vitis vinifera (wine grape), 1464 nucleotides long. RefSeq names its product putative cyclin-D6-1. Gene Ontology annotation, cellular component: nucleus; cyclin-dependent protein kinase holoenzyme complex; cytoplasm. NCBI's taxonomy places the organism in Eukaryota, Viridiplantae, Streptophyta, Magnoliopsida, Vitales, Vitaceae. Bases 194 to 1192 code for a protein of 332 amino acids. Gene Ontology annotation, biological process: regulation of cyclin-dependent protein serine/threonine kinase activity; mitotic cell cycle phase transition. The record is from RefSeq and is a predicted model, not a curated record. The transcript has 6 exons. Gene Ontology annotation, molecular function: cyclin-dependent protein serine/threonine kinase regulator activity.
UUUCUAGGAGCCGCGAGGACGGAGGAGUGAAGUUGAAGCCUGGACUGCAGUUUCUUCUUCUUCUUUUUUUUUUUUCUUUUUCUUUUUUGGUUCUUCGCACAGAAAGCGAAGCUUGUCUUUCGCUGCGCUGUUAUGCUUUUGGUCACUGGAGCUUCUCAAAUUUCAGAGUAGAAAAGAGUGGAGGAGGAAAAAGAUGGAGUUGGAUCUGGAGAAUCCAUUGACGUGCGUGGAAGAAGAGCAAUACGACACCGUUUCAGCUCUCUUCGACUCUGAAUCUGAUCACAUGGUGUCGCAGAUCUUCCUCCGCCGCUUUCAUGCUGAGCCCCUUCGUCGAGAAGCAAUCGCUCUCAUUUUGCAGGCGCAGUACUCUUGCAACUUGGAUAAUUUCAUUUCUUACCUAGCGGUUAACUAUGUAGAUCGGUUCAUCUCCAAGAAAGAAGUGCCGGAGGAAAAGCCGUGGAUCUUAAGGCUGCUUGUGAUCUCAUGCCUCUCCCUCGCAGCAAAGAUGAAGAAAAUUGAUUUCUCAUACUCUGACUUUCAGAAGGAUGAAGGUUUCCUCUUCGACGCUCAAAGGAUUCAUCGCAUGGAGCUUCUGAUUCUCAGUACUCUGAAUUGGCGAAUGCGAUCGAUAACGCCUUUCUCGUUUGUGUACUUCUUCAUCUCCUUAUUCGAGCUCAAAGAUCCGGCAUUGACAAAAGCUCUCAAAGAUCGAGCCACAGAGCUCAUCUUCAAAGCUCGAGAUGAAAUCAAGCUUUUGGAGUAUAAACCAUCGAUAAUUGCGGCAUCAGCGCUGCUCUGUGCGUCUUACGAGCUAUUUCCAUUGCAAUUUUCUUCUUUCAAGGCAGCAAUUUCCUCUUGCGAAUAUAUAAAUCAAGAGAGCCUCAACAAUUGCUACCAUGUUAUGGAGGAGAUGGUGACGAAUGAGUGGGAUGAGUCCAUAUUUGAUGCAGCAGUGUCGAGUACGAAGACUCCGAUAUGUGUGCUGGACCGCCAUUACAAGAACUCGGUAAGCGAAAAGAGCAACACCGCCAACACUCUGGAAGCCGCCAUCAAACAGCCUAGAGGGCACGAAAAUAAGGCGCAGCGUUCGCAAAUUCAACACUUAGCAUCACACUCUCAGAGCCUCGGCAAAGGUCGCCGUACCAAGUACGAUUUAUCAGCAGCUCCCAAACGAAUCACAAGAAAUGAGUAAAAGAGUGGCUUUCAUUUGUUGGAGAAGGAAUGGACGGCUGAAAGUCGCAGUUAUCUAAUCACUGUGCCUUCACCACCGUACGAUCUCCGCCUCCUUACUAAGUUUACUCCCUUCAAUAAUUAUAAAAAAUAAUAAUUAAAAAAACCAGAAAAAUAGGAAAAUGAAAAUUGUGUUUUUUUUUUUUUUUUUUUAAGUUCUCAGAAUUCUAUCUUAAUGGACUGAGUCUUGGUCAGCGACCAAAAGAGACAAAACAAAGCUUCGAAUUUCAAUUA